Molecule: messenger RNA, 3432 nt
Organism: Lithohypha guttulata
Lineage: Eukaryota; Fungi; Ascomycota; Eurotiomycetes; Chaetothyriales; Trichomeriaceae
Gene: CRP1
Product: Cruciform DNA binding protein
Exons: 2
Coding region: 1-3432 (1143 amino acids)
Source: RefSeq, a predicted model, not a curated record
AUGGGCACCUUUCUCUUUCGAUGGCCUUACCCGGCUGACCAUGUCUACGUCACUGGUACCUUCGAUGACUGGGGAAAGACGGAGAAGCUCAAUAAGGUUGGUGAUGUUUUCGAGAGGGAGGUUGAGCUGCCUUCAGCCGACGAGAAGAUCUAUUACAAGUUCGUGGUAGAUGAUCAAUGGAUCGUGGACGAACAGGCUCCCAAGGAAGAUGAUGGUCACUACAAUGUCAACAAUGUCCUGCUACCAGACCAAAUCAAAAAGAAAUCACAACCUUCCUCCGGAGGUGCAGCUACCUCAGGGUCCGUAGCGCAAGCUCAGAACGCGCCUCGUGGCAGUGGUCAUAGAGUUCUUGGAAUAUCCAAUGCGCCUCCUGGUAGCAAUAGUGGGCAAGGCGCUCUCACAGAAGCUCCCACAGUCUCUGUUGGUGGUGAAGGUGCUCCUCUACUUACAGCUGAACAGUCGCGGGCGAAUCUGGCUCGUUGGAUACCCCACGUUACAGCCGAUCCUAAUCGACCCGUCACUCGUGCCAUCUCACAGAACGAUGGUGCUGCUGCAUCCAAGGACGAAGACCACGAAUUCGAGGAGAUAAAGGACGAUAUCCCCGGCGCAUUCCCACAAACUCCCGCAUACGAGUCUAGCAGCUUCAGUGUGGCUCCUAUCCCUGCGACUGGUCACAGCAACACACAGAGCUCAGUUACUACCUUGAAAGAAUACUAUGACAAUGCGGGUGGUGAAGGCACCGUUGACAGCACAAUGUCUACACAACCCGUCCUUGAACCAGGUACCAAGGGUCUUGAUAGCUCUGCCACCACUUCAAAAGAGGACUACGACAAAGUUGGCGCGGAUGAACCUAACGAUGAGCAAGUCAGUGUAAAUCCACUACCAGCAACAGGACACAAAGAUAUCCAGAGCUCAGUCACCACAUCGAAAGAGGACUACGAUAGAGUUGGUUCAGAUACACAAAGCGAGCAACAAGUCAGCAUCAAUCCUCUCCCAGCCACAGGACACUCGAAUACCCAAUCCUCCGUGACAACUUCGAAAGAAGAUUACGAAAAGGCCGGCGCCUUUGGUGCUGCAGGAGCGGCCGUUGCUGGUAUUGGCGCGGCUAUUGGUGGCGCUUUCUCACGUCCCAAGCCUGAUGAUAAGAACAUUAUUCCCGAGUCCUCGCUUCCCAUGAACCCUGACAAAAGCGAUACUAUGGAUACUGGUCCUUUCAUGAAUUCAGCUGGGCCAGGCACCACCACCGCCGACUUGGCAUCGAAAGUCCCGCUCGAACCCAGACGCGAAGCUCAGGUCGUAGACUCGCCUGACCCAGAGGCACCAGAAGCCCUCAAACAGAGUGCUGCUACUCCUUUUGUCUCUUCAUCUGGACCUGGUACCACCACAGCCGAUCUAGCAUCUCGAGCUCCGCUCGAGCCACGAAGAGAGGCACAAGUUGUGGAUGAUCCAGCAUCGACACAAAGCACAAGUGCGCCCCCUUUUACGAACUCUUCUGGGCCAGGGACAACGACUGCUGCCCUAGCCUCGCAGGUCCCAUUAGAACAGAAACGACAAGGUGUUAUCGUUGAUGACCCGGCAUCUCCUGAGCUGAUUGCUGAAAAAUCUGCCGUUGAGCAAGAACUCCUAUCGACAAUUCCCAAAACUCAAGCCACUGGUGCGCCUGCUUCAGCAGCCAGGAUGCAAACAAGCUUCUACGGACUUGCCACUGCUGUGCCGGAGCCAGUUGGGGAAUCAAUUGCAAAGGCUCACGCUUCGCCCGAGGCUGCUACCGAGCCCUCAGUCGUUGCUGAAAAGUCUGCCUUUGAGCGUGAGCUACAAGCUAAAGUCCCCGUUGUCAAUGCGACUGGAGAACCAGCCCCUACAAUCUCAGCAGCAACCUCGACAUCGGCUCCAGAACCCACAUCAACAUCAGGGCCUGGUAGUUACAAGUUCGCUGCAGCUGUCCCAGAGACUGUCGAAGAGUCUUUCACUAGAUCUCACACCUCUCCCGAGGCGGCAACAGAAUCGUCAGCCGUUGCUGAGAAGUCCGCAGUUGAAAGAGAGCUACAAGAGAAGGUUCCUCUCGCCACCUCUACCGGUGAACCAGCCCCUACCACGUCAUCAGGAACAGGUUUCAGUAGCUAUCGACUCGCCACGGCUGUACCAGAGACUGUAGAGGAUUCGAUUACCAAAGCACAUGUCUCACCAGAAGCCGCCACAGAAACAUCAGCUGUUGCUGAAAAGUCUGCAGUUGAGAGGGAACUACAAGAGAAGGUUCCUGUCGUCGACAGUACCGGCGAACCAGCCCCAGGUCAUAGCCAGGACACAGCGGCAGCAACUGUCGCAUCCCUAACUGAUGGCAGGACCGCCAACGAACCUGUGCCAGAUACUGAUACAGGCAAUCAAGACAGAGGAGGUACUGCUGGAGCCAUUGCUGGGGGUGCUGUUGUAGGUGGAGCCGCGGCGGCUAGUGCAGCAACUCUUUCUGCUCGACACAACGACCGAGAUAUUGAACCACCAAGAAUCGCUGACAGUCAAAAACCGAACAUCACUAGCGAAGUCUCUCCUGCCGAUUCAACGACAACUGCUCCUGAUCCCACACUUCCACCCACGUCCGGUAUUGGAGCUGCAAGUUCUCAUCCUGGCGUAUCGCCUGUUGCGGGUGCAGCUCUCUCGGACGGAACUGAGGAUCCUACGAUAGAUGGUGCGCCACCUGUCGUUAGACCCAAGGCACCGGUCGAGACCUCAGAAGCCACAGCGACCGAGUAUGCUCCACCUCGUAAGGCAGGAUUUGCGCCCGGAGUAUCGCCAUCGGCAGCAGCAGCUCUAUCCGAUGGCACAGAAGACCCGACGUUGCAAGAUGAAGAAGACGCCUUGCAAGACGAGCCUGCAGUCAGGAUGAUGGCACAAAACGAAGCUACUGAUGCCGCAACUACGAUUGAGGGAGAUACUAAGGUGUACAACGCCAUCACAACAGAUGCUCAGCCGCUUGUAGGGUCAACAGAGACUACAGCGCCGUUAGCUAGCACAACCGCGCCAAUACUUUCGAGCGGCGGACCAAUCGUCGAAGGAGAGACCAAAGCGCACAACAUCACCACAAUCGAACCAGAGUCUACUCAACAGCCGACUUUGAGCUCGAGCGAGAAGCCGACAGAGAGGGCGGCUGAAAAGAUGGCAGAGACAGCAGCGCCAGUAGCCAGCACCACUGAGUCAAAGUCAUCCGCAACGCCCCUAACUAGCACUACUGCGACAACACCUUCAAGCAGCCAAGCAGUGAGCAAGCCCGUUGAAGCAAAGAGCUCGACUCCAGAAACCCCAAAGAAGACGACGGUAGCGCCUACCAGUUCGGCUGCAAGCACGCCAGCUAGAGGAACACCAGAAUCCAGCACAGCAGGAGACAAGAAGAAGAAGCGAAAUCGGCUCAGCCAAAUCUUCAAGAAGAUAUUCGAUUAG